This is a messenger RNA of Astrephomene gubernaculifera, 2332 nucleotides long. The record is from the annotation of a GenBank genome assembly. Lineage: Eukaryota; Viridiplantae; Chlorophyta; Chlorophyceae; Chlamydomonadales; Astrephomenaceae.
AUACAUGCUAUCGUUUAUUCUUUUACGAACCACUUAGUACUUUCUGCUUGCUUAUUUUCAUUAGAAGGCCAUUGGCUUUGACUGAGACAAACGCAAGAAUGGCCUCCGUCGCGCGUGACCGGGGUGGCCCCAGGGUUGACGCUCUCUAUAACCUAAUGCAGUCCUAUGAGAAUAAGCUUGGUGGUGGAGAAGGCAUUGAAGGACUCUACGGCAGCAUUACACAAGCUAGUAUGCAGAAAGUUAUUGAAUGCCUAAAGCACAACUCUGCGCUGGACCACCGCAGCGUCUUCAUUGACAUCGGCGCCGGGCUCGGCAGGCCACUGCUACACGCGCUCGUCGCGGCCGGGGUUUCCACGACAUGGGGCGUGGAGCUUGACCGUGUAAAAUGCGACAAGGCCGCUGCCUUCUGCGAGCACGUCAUUGACAACCUCAAAACCAAGGAGAUGUUGCCGGCGGACACCCGGGUCCCCGCCGUCAUAUGCUCGCCCAUCGAGAAGAUUCCCUCCCUGGACCCCGCCACGCACGCCUACUCGUUCUGGGAGGGAGUGCCCGGCUCGGGCAAGCAGGCGUUCGGGCAGCUCUUCGCAGCCUCCAGGACACUGCGGGCGGUUGCGGUGGUGCAGCGGGCCAUGCGCGGGCAGGAGCCGGCCGCCGUGAUGCGCGACCUGGGCUUCGGACCCGUGCUGCUCAUCGCCAGCUUCCCCGUCAAGAUGUCGGGCAGCGGCCGCUCCUUCACCGCCUACGUCUUCACCAAGAUAGCCCCCGCCGCCGCCACCUUCCUGGCCCACGCCGCGGGGCUGCCCUCCCUGGCUCCAGUACCCCUGCCGCCGCCCUCGCCCACCGCCGCCGACGUCAUGUCGCCUCCGCAGCAGCCCAGGCAGCAGCGCGCGAGGCCCGGUGCAGCGGGGGCGCCGCGGCGGGCUGCCGCCAAGGGGUCUGCUGCAGCUGGGAAGAAGGCGGCGGCGGUGAAGGCGGCGGGCAGCAGCAAGAUCCUGGAGGGGCUUAUCAAGGUCGCGAGCUGCGGGGCGGCGGCGGACGAGAAGCAGCAGCAGCGGCAGAAGGAGGAGGGGGAGGAGCCCUGCAAGCAGCCCCAGACGGGUUCGCCUUCCAAGGCCCGCAGACCGGACGGCCAGGAGGUCGCGGCAUCCCCCACCAAGAAGCCCUGCUCCUCGCCAGACGUUGGCUCGCGGCCCGCAGCAUGCGGCGGCAGCGGAGGGGAUCAGGAGGCCUCCGACACGCCGCAGCAGCAGCCGCAGCUGCCUGGCACCACCACCACAACAGCUGCUGCUGCUGCCCGCCGCGGCGGGUCGCUGCAGCAGCGGCUGCUGACCAGUGUGCCCGAGUACAGCCGCCGCACGAAACAGGCUGCGCAAGGGAAGGCGGGCAAGGACAGCCCCGACGUCCCCCGAGUGGUGGGCACCCGGUCGAGCCAGCGUCUCGCUGCCAAGCUGCAAGCUGCCAUGGCGGAGUCGCCGCUGGACAGCCCUGUUGAGGGCAGGUAGUUCCGGGGCCUUGCGCUGGUCUCCUGCUGCUUGUGUCUCGAGUUGUUGGGCUGCGAGCAUCGCGAAGUGCGGGCAGUGGGGACGUUGUGUGGUGGGUGUUGUAUUAGGUAUCUAGGUUGUAUUGAGUCUUGGCACGCAAUGGGGGCCUGCCGGGGGGUAAGCGAGCUCCAGUCGCCGUGUGAAGGUGGUAUGCGUGCGGGGGAGGGGGGGUCAGCGGGAGUCGACCAAGCCAUGAUGCUUCACAUUUGGUGGCCCCGUUGGGACGGCCCCGAUUAGCCAAAGGAUAUGUUCUGGAUAUCUGUGAAUCGUGCUUGGGAACUGUAUUGAUUCUUCUUACAUCUUGGUUUUGAGAGACGCUAGGACACGGCCUUUUCCCAACGGCCUUUUCAUCCUAUGUAUAACUGACCAGAUUGUGUGUGUAGGGACCUUUAGGACUCGAGCUUCUUGGUGCAUGCUACUUGAUACGUGACGUCGACUACAUGACUCUGCCUAUAUUGCUGCUGACCUCGAUGACGUUUGUUUGCGCAUCCUUCCUUCCCACCGCACAUGUUUUACUUGCAUAUGCUGCUGUUGCUGUCCAUACUCGGACGACCGCCGGGCACGCAUUCGUGUCCUGCGUUAGGAGGUGUGUUGUUGCGGGAGAUGGCUGCCCGGGGCCGCCCGGCGGCUGCUGCUGUCCAAAGCAACAUCCAAGGUCGGGUCCGGACUAAGGUCGGGCUAGCAUCGCUUGGGUUGUUCCGUGCGCUGAGACGCAGCCCAGGGUGCUGCUUUGUAUUUGGAGACCGUCCUGCUGGGCGGGACUCGGGGGGGGGAGGGGAGAUAAAUCUGCC